This is a messenger RNA of Tinamus guttatus (white-throated tinamou), 1556 nucleotides long. The record is from RefSeq and is a predicted model, not a curated record. Lineage: Eukaryota; Metazoa; Chordata; Aves; Tinamiformes; Tinamidae.
GCAGAUCCUGAGCUCCUGCCGAGGCCUCACCAGCUCCGCUCAAGAUGCCGCCAGCCAUCGGAGGCCCCGUGGGCUACACCCCUCCCGAAGGCGGCUGGGGAUGGGCCGUGGUCAUCGGAGCCUUCAUCUCCAUUGGCUUUUCCUACGCCUUCCCCAAGUCCAUCACAGUGUUCUUCAAGGAGAUCGAGGUCAUCUUCAACGCAUCCAGCAGCAAAGUCUCGUGGAUCUCCUCCAUCAUGCUGGCGGUCAUGUAUGCAGGAGGCCCCAUCAGCAGCAUCCUGGUGAACAAGUACGGCAAAAACCCCCGCCCCUUCUGGACCGCGGGCCGCUGCCUCUCGGGCUGCGGCCUCAUUGCGGCCUCCUUCUGCAACACCGUGGAGGAGCUCUACUUCUGCGUCGGGGUCGUGGGGGGCCUUGGACUUGCAUUUAACUUGAACCCAGCCUUAACCAUGAUUGGCAAGUACUUCUUCAAGAAGCGUCCCUUGGCUAAUGGACUUGCUAUGGCAGGUAGCCCUGUGUUCCUGUCCACCUUGGCACCCGUGAAUCAGCUCUUCUUUGGCAUCUUUGGCUGGCGAGGGAGCUUCUUGAUCCUUGGUGGUCUCUUGCUGAACUGCUGCGUAGCUGGAUCUCUGAUGCGGCCCAUAGGCCCCAAGCCAGAUCAGCUGAAGAAAGAGGCUACUAAAGAGGUGCUGCAGGAAGCUGGGAAAGCAGUGAAAAAAGAUGAUGGAGCUGGUGACACCAACACAGACCUCAUUGGUGGAAAGUCCAAGAAGCAGAAGGGCACACUUUUCCAGACAGUCAACAAGUUCCUGGAUCUGUCCCUGUUCACGCACAGAGGCUUCUUGCUCUAUCUGUCGGGCAAUGUGAUCAUGUUCUUUGGACUGUUCACUCCCUUGGUCUUCCUCAGCAAUUAUGCAAAGAGCAAGAAGAUUCCUAAUGAGUCUGCAGCCUUCUUGCUCUCAAUCUUGGCCUUUGUAGACAUGGUAGCCAGACCUUCCAUGGGCCUGGUUGCCAACACCAAGUGGAUCAGGCCCAGAGUUCAGUACUUCUUUGCCAUCUCUGUGAUCUACAACGGGGUGUGCCACCUCCUGGCCCCCAUGUCUACCAGCUAUGCUGGAUUCUGCAUUUAUGCUGGGUUCUUUGGCUUUGCCUUUGGCUGGCUUAGCUCCGUCUUGUUUGAAACCCUGAUGGACCUCGUGGGAGCGCAGAGGUUCUCCAGCGCCGUUGGCCUCGUGACUAUUGUGGAGUGCUGCCCGGUGCUUCUGGGACCCCCUCUGCUAGGUAAACUCAACGACAUGUACGGGGACUACAAGUACACAUACUGGGCCUGUGGGGUCAUCCUCAUCGUGUCUGGCAUCUACCUGUUCAUCGGCAUGGGUAUCAACUACCGCCUCGUGGCCAAGGAGCAGAAGGCGGAAAAAAAGAAAGAGGAGGAGACCAACCUGGACGAGGCCGAGAAGCAGAAAGAGGCGAACAACGAUGUGGCCACCCUGCCGCAGAAGACCACGGAAGACGGCGUCAAAGAGGAGGAGAGCCACAUGUGAGGGACUGGUUUU